Molecule: messenger RNA, 678 nt
Organism: Seminavis robusta
Lineage: Eukaryota; Bacillariophyta; Bacillariophyceae; Naviculales; Naviculaceae
Source: the annotation of a GenBank genome assembly
AUGACCACCGCACAUAGGCCUACGUGGAAGGCAGCUGUUGGCCGAGCGCAAGAGGGAGGAUGGACCGCAGGUGGAUCCGUGAGCACGAGUAUCUCCGCUCUGGACGUGGCCGCUCACACCAAGCUCAAGACGCGCAGCGGACAACAGUUGAUUGACAAGAAAAAGGCGCUCAAGGAGUCACUGUUGGCGUUGGAAAAAGCAGAAGCAUCUUCCAGCAAGCACAAGAUCGGAAAACGUCCCAUUGUGGAAGCCAUUGAAGCCGAAGGACGGCAAAAAUUAUUGAAACAAACGACGGAAGUAGACGAAGUGGCCUUGAAGAAAAAGUACGAUGACGAGGAUAGAGGAGGGGACGACUCGGACGGAUGGUCGGAUGUAGACAGGGACGCCUCAGACAAGGAUACGGAAUUGGCGAAAAUACGGGCGGAACGAGAAGCUGUCAAAGCCAAGGCAGAAGCGGAAGCAGCCGCAGAGGAGGAAGAACAAAUGGGAGAAGCGGCUAUGAUUGGAAACCCACUUUUGGCAUCGGGGGAAGCAUCGGCAAAAAUGAAACGAAAAUGGAAUGAAGAUGUGGUCUUCCGAAACCAGGCGAAAGGAGAACCAAAGCCCAAAAAGCGGUUCAUCAAUGACACUGUCCGCAAUGAUUUCCACAAGCGUUUCUUGAACAAGUUCAUUCGAUAA